AUGACGAACACAAAGGGAAAGAGGCGGGGUACCCGCUAUAUGUUCUCCAGGCCUUUCAGAAAGCAUGGGGUCGUUCCUUUGGCCACAUACAUGCGAAUCUACAAGAAAGGCGAUAUUGUGGACAUCAAGGGAAUGGGCACAGUUCAAAAAGGCAUGCCCCACAAAUGUUACCACGGCAAAACUGGAAGAGUUUACAAUGUGACCCAGCAUGCUGUCGGCAUUGUCGUGAACAAGCAAGUCAAGGGUAAGAUUCUUGCCAAGAGAAUUAAUGUGCGCAUCGAGCAUAUUAAGCACUCUAAGAGCCGAGACAGCUUCCUGAAGCGAGUGAAGGAAAAUGAUCAGAAAAAGAAGGAAGCCAAAGAGAAAGGGACGUGGGUUCAGCUAAAGCGCCAGCCCUUCCCUCCUGCCAGCGAGCUCACACGCACGCAUGCUUCCGACGUCGACUCUGACGCAGAGGCUGAUAUGGGCACGCUCGACGUCGCGUCCUAUUGA
Molecule: messenger RNA, 492 nt
Organism: Chrysochloris asiatica (Cape golden mole)
Lineage: Eukaryota; Metazoa; Chordata; Mammalia; Afrosoricida; Chrysochloridae
Product: 60S ribosomal protein L21-like
Exons: 5
Coding region: 1-492 (163 amino acids)
Biological process (GO): translation
Cellular component (GO): cytosolic large ribosomal subunit; ribosome
Molecular function (GO): structural constituent of ribosome
Source: RefSeq, a predicted model, not a curated record